Pocillopora damicornis (cauliflower coral) is the source of this 3586-nucleotide messenger RNA. RefSeq lists its product as uncharacterized. Gene Ontology annotation, molecular function: microtubule binding; dynein complex binding. Lineage: Eukaryota; Metazoa; Cnidaria; Anthozoa; Scleractinia; Pocilloporidae. Gene Ontology annotation, cellular component: nucleus; chromosome, centromeric region; spindle pole. The record is from RefSeq and is a predicted model, not a curated record. Gene Ontology annotation, biological process: metaphase chromosome alignment; mitotic cell cycle; regulation of G2/M transition of mitotic cell cycle.
GGGUUCAGUUUCGCCUUUUCUGCGGCGAAGUUUGAAUGAAAUUCGAUAUUUUCGGUCUGUUCUUGACUAAGAUUUACAUGACAUUGACCAAUCACAGUCGAGAAUGGCUCUGAUUUAAAUUAUCUCAACUGUUAGAUUCUCUCGCAGGGUCAUCGACUGAUCGAAGAAUAAUACUGGGCAAUCGAGUUACGGUGGGAUUUUCUCAAUCGAUGUAGUGAUUUUCGGAAGUUUUUUGUAGAUCUUUGAGCAUUCCUUCUGCAAUGAUUUGGGUGGAAGAAGAGGGGAAGCAAGAACUAUCUGUCAAUGCUACUAAAAAUGUGUACGAGCUCGAACAAAGAUGUCAAACGUUCCAGAAGGACUGCAAACAAAAGCAGUUACAAUUGGAUAGUUUACAAGCUGCUUUGGAUAAACAGAAGAGGCUUACAGAUGACGAGAACGCAAACUCUUCCUUUCUGAAAAAAGAAAAUAAUUUCCUGGCUAAAUCAACUCAAGAGUUAGGGCAAAAUCGAGAAGAGACUUUUCACGAUUUGAAUGCAAAGGAAGCCCAGAUUCGUUGUCUGGAACUUCGAUUGACAAAUGUUUUGGAUAAUUUACAGCACGAUCAUAACCAGUUUGUGGAAAAAGUUGAAAAACAGACGGCGGAUUUGACCGAAUCAAACGAUGCAAAUAACCAACUGCAGAGACAACUCGCCGAUCACAAAGAAAGAGUUGAAGCAUUAGAAAGUCAACUGAAAAGACUGGGAGAAGAACCAGAUUCAAGAGAGCAGAAGAGCUCAUCUGGUUUUGAGUCUGAAAUGGAGUGGGAAUUUAAUCAGGAAAAAAAGCUAAAGGAAAUAGAAGCAAACCUUCAAAUGGAGAGAGAACAGUGCCAGAAGAUUGGAAAAGAACUGCUUGAACUAAAUGCCAAUUCUUUGAAAGUCAGUAACAAGGUAUCUAUGCCCUCUACUUCAGAAAUUAAGGACAUUACUGUACAACAAGAGUUAAAAUAUAAAACCAGUGAGCUAGCUUUGGCAACUGAGAAACUAGAAGCAAAGGACUCAGAAAUGAAGGAGAAGCUGAGGGAGAUGAGUGAAAUGUCUGAAUGCCUCCAUAAAAAGGAACAUGACAUUAAAGAGAUGAGCACAAAACUGUCAGAGAUAAACAAAAUUGAGUCUCAGCCAAAUGAAGCAAAGACUAACAUAGAAGCCUUAGAGCAAGAGAAGGAAACUCUGGGGGGUAGACUGCAUGAACUAACUACACAUUGUGAACUAGUGGAAAACAUGAAGGAUGCUUUGAAUGAAGCAGAGAAAGAGCUGGCAGUUCUUCGAGCAGAAAGACAGGAUACAGACAAAUGGCUUGAAAGAGAGAGACAAAAGAUUGUUGAGGCAGCCAGAGAGUUUGCCUUGCAACAAGAACAGACGUUUAACAACGAGGUCGGUAUUCUAGAGUACAAACUGACUUGUAAAGACAAAGAACUACAAGAGAUGGAAUCCUUACUAAAUCAGUUGCGACACAAUCUUAAAAGUUUACAACAAGAAAAGAAUGUACUCCUCGAGGCAGCCGAGGAAAGGGACAGAGAAUUUGAAGAAGAAAAGAAGCUGUGGAAUUCCGGAAUUUAUAGUAACGGGAAAAUUCAACAGUACAUCUCCGAUUUGAACGAAGAACGCCUAAAUGUAAGUCACUUGAAAGAGAAAUGCAACGGGCUUGAAUCAAGGAUGAAAGAACUUGAAGAUGUAAACUCCUCACUGCGGAAGGAUUUAGGACGGAUUCGCGAAGAAAAGAAACUCGAGACGGAAGGUAGAGAAGAAGCUUUAUCGCAUAAAGUUGACUUUCUGCGCUCUGAAUCAACUAAACUUGAGGAAAAAUUGCAAACAAAGGAAUCUCUAGUUUUAGGCCUGAUUGACGAGAGAAAUGAGUUAUCAAUGACUGUGGCCUCUUUAGGGGAGGAGCUCAGUAAAUCAGCUCAGGUUGUGACAGAGCUGCAGCAACAAUGUGACUAUAUGAAGGAACAGUUAGAGAACCUCAGAGAAGAAAAGGGUCGUCUUGAACAAGAGAAAGGUGCCUCGAUGAUGCAAGAAAAAUUUUAUACAGAAAUAUCUUUGAAGAAAGUCCGCGAACUUGAGGUAAAGCUAGGAAAAGAAGUGAAAGAAAAGAAGGAAUUGUCAAAUAUUGUCGAGGAAAUGAGAGGAAUUCUUGAAAAAGAGCAGAAUUGUCUCAAGGAGAAAAACCAGGAGCUGGCUGAGGUGAAGAGAUUACUGCAGCUUGCUGUUAAAGAGAAUGAAGAAUCCAUCAAAGAUAAGAAAACUAAUCUAGUCGAACUGACGUUUUCGUAUAAAGAUCUGAAAAACAAACUCGAUAAGACGGAAAAGAAUUUCGAGGAAAAGUGUAAAGAGCUAAAGCAGGUUAAAGAACAGCUUAACCAAACAGAAAGCGAAGUUAAAAAAUGGAAAACCAUUGCAAACCAGAGGAAAGCUUUCGCCACCAAUCUAAAACUUGCAAACAAGCUAGAAAAACUCAGCUGGGACAAGAACGCUGCAUCACCUUGCACAGACAAUGCUGGUGCUGGAAAAAGUUCAGAUGGAUCAAGUUCAUCCAAGCCCUCUGGAGUGAGUUUCUUAAAAGGAGAUAUUCUUCUCUCGCCACUCGCUAAAUCCUUAUCCAACCUAGAAAUCAAGUCCCCUACAACCGUCACUACACAAGCGGCUGCCACGCGGGAAACGUCCUCAGCACCAACAAGCAGAACACAGCGGCAGACCAUAUCCACGAAGGAAAGUUUGCCACUCGAAGAAAGAGUUACGGAUGUGUACGUUGAGGCGAAUAAAAGAGGAAUUUAUAAACCAAAUGGUUCUGUUGACACCAAGAAAAGGGCAGGCCAGCAAGCGUCAGAUGUCAGAAUGGCCAAGAGACGACAUGUAUCCAGCGGCAAUGAGGCAGACCGCCAGACUACCUCCACAGCGGUGAAAACCCGUAGUGCAGCCAUGAAAGUUGUUCAGCCUACAUUCACGAAAGACGGGGCAGAAAGUCAUGUGUCCACUUGUGUUCCCCCAAGGGGACAGUUCUUCCCUCCGGAGAUGCCCCUGUCGCCACGGAAGACAAAGUCUGUCAACAUACCGCAGGGUCCAAGGCCAAAGAUCCCUAAACCUGGGAGGAGUCAGUUGCCAAGACACAACAAUCAAAAGAUGCCAAGUGCCUCAACACAACAGGAUAAGAGUCGGAGACGGCAGGCUUUGGGAGAAACGGCAAGUAAAUCGACAGGCAAUCAGACAGAAUGCAAGAUGCAGUAAUUGUAACGGCUGGGUGGACAUAUUGCCUCGCUUCCGUUUGAACCUUGUCAGUCAAACAGCAUACUUUGCGCGCGUUUGGUAAUACUUCGAUUUUUCUUGAUAUACCGAAUUGGGAAACUUACUCUAAUUUUUGCCAAAAUCAGAUGUGAUGCCGCUAUUUACAUACGCAAAGAUCUGAAAUCUACGUUUUCAAGAGUGAGAGGACAGUUCUUCUCUGUAAGGACAAAUGUAUUUUCAUUUUUUCGUGGGGCAAACUGCUUUAAAACUGCUUUAUUUUCAUCCAAUUUACCAUCUAAAUUCUCCCAAUGUUUUUUUUGCUUUGU